Molecule: messenger RNA, 2442 nt
Organism: Rotaria sp. Silwood1
Lineage: Eukaryota; Metazoa; Rotifera; Eurotatoria; Philodinida; Philodinidae
Source: the annotation of a GenBank genome assembly
AUGCAAGAAAUAAUAGGAGAUACAACAUAUAAUUGGACUGAUGUCACAAGCAAAUUUGCUGAUUUAUGUCAUCAUUUACCAAUUGGUGAAAUUGUACGUGAUAGAGAUUUUACAUUAUUUGAAGCAAUGACAGCACUUGAAUUAAUGGAUCCAAAAAUGGAUGGUGGUAUGUCAAUAAAAAAUCAUUUUCAAGAACAAAAACAAGGUAAUCAUAUUUUAACAUUAAAACAAUUAAUUGAUAAACAAUUAUUAAAAAUAAAAAAAUUUACAUCUAUUGAAUUAAUACAUUUAUUUGAUCAAUUAUUAUCAACAUUUCAUAUGUGGCUUGAUGGACAUAGUCUUGCAUUAACAUUAUUUACAUGUGUUUAUUUACAUGAUAUAACAAUAAUUGAUGAUAAUCAUUUACGUUCAAUAUGUUUUACAUUUAUUAAAUUAAUUGAUUAUAUACGUGAACGUAUAUUAUUAAAAGCUGGUUUAUUUGAAGAAGAAGAUUUUAGUGGAACAUUAACAUAUAAUUUUCCAUUUUAUCGUCAUAUUAUUAAAGAUCAAACAUGUUUAAGUGAUUUAAAAAAAUCUGAAGAUGAAUUAAAUAAACGUUUACGUUCAUUAAAACAUGAAACAGAUUUAAAUCAAUUAGAUAUUAAUGCAACACAACAAUUAAUAUAUCGUAUUAAAUUUUUACGUUUAUUUUAUAGUUUAAUACUUAAAUAUAAUGAAGCUAAUGAAAAAACAGGCGAACAAACUUAUUUAAAUAGUGAAGAAAUUUUAAAAUAUCUUAAACAAAUUGAUGAAAUACUUCAACUUAUUCGACCUUCACAUGUUGUUACUGAAGAUGAUAUUACGAAAAUCGACGAUAAUUCUCAAUUAAUAAUUUCUUCAACAUUAAUAAAUGAUAUAUCUUAUGCAUUUGAUCCCUAUUAUAAUUAUCGUCAAUUACCUCCAGCAUUUAAUCGUUUUAUACGUCAAUUAAUAUUACCAUCAUUUGUUUAUACAUCAUUAAUAAAUAUAUCUAAACAAUUACGUAAAAUGCUUGAAAUUAAUGAUAAACAUACAUUAAAACAAUCAUUUGAAUUUUUUCUUGAAUAUUCAACAUAUGAAAAACCAUCAUUAUUUAUACGUUCAUUAUUACUUUUAUCAUAUUUACCAUCAAUUCAAGGUUGUUUAUUAAGUUCAAGAAAAAUAUUUGGACAAAUUUUAUUUACUGAACAAGUUAAAUAUGAAAUACGUUUAUUUAUUGUACCACCAUUAUUAACAUUAAAAUAUUUAUCAAUUGAUCAUGAAACAUUAAAUUAUAGUGAAAAUUUUUUUCAACGUGCAUGUGUACCAUUUUCAAAUUUAUUUUAUUCAUUAUGUAAUAAUCAUGCACGUACACGUGAAAAAUUAUCAAAUUUAUUAGAUGAAUUUAGUGUUUUACAAGAUGAAAGUGAAAAAUUAGAUCAAUGGUUACAUAAAUAUCUUAUACAACAAAUAAUACAAACAAGUUUAUCAACAGUUAAUGCUCAAACAUUAUUAUUAAUUGAAAAAACUUCAUAUUUUUUUCAAUUUAUAUUACAUUGGACAUUAUUAAUAAUGGAAUAUUAUUUAUUAAUGGGUUUUGAUUUAUCAUUAUAUUCAAAACGUGAAUUAUAUGAUGUGUAUUUUUAUUUUGCUCAAAUUAUUUUAUUUACACAUAUUAAUGUUUAUAAAACAUCAAAAAAUAUUUUAAAUACAACAGUAUCAUUUCUUGUUCAAUUAAAUCAAAAACAACAAAUAAAUAAAAUUCAAAUAAAUAAUCCAUUUAUACAACAAUUAAAUAAUUUAAUACAACAACAUAUUAAUGAUGAUCCAUUAAUUGAAUUAAUGAAUGAAAAUAAUUCAUCACAAAAAAAAAAUAAAAGAAAAAAUCCAAAUGGUUUAUUAUCAAUAAAUAAUGAAUAUCAUGAACAAGAAUUAUUAUUAAUUAAUGGACAUUUUUCAAUGAGUACAGCAAUGCAUAGAUGUUUAAAAGCAUUAGAUAUUGAACGAAGAUUAAAAUUUAGCAGUAAUGAUUCAAAUUAUUUUCUUCGUGAUGAAAUUCGUUAUCGUCAUCGUUUUCUCCCAUUUGCAAAUUUAUGUGCCCCACCAUAUAUGCCUCAUACAGAUUUUCUUCAUAUACAACAUUUAAGUGAUAAUCGUUAUACAGCAUCUGAAUUAUAUCAAGAUGCAAUAAAUAAUUUUUCUCAAGCUAAAACAUAUUUUGAAAAUUAUCUUAAUCGUAUAACAACAUCAAAACAAUAUCAACAACAAACAUUAAAUCGAACAUUUACAAUAGGUAUAACAUCAUUAAUUGAUGUUGAAUCUUAUAUACGUAUAGCUAAAACAAAUGGCAUUGUAUUAAAAUUAUUAUUAAGUGGACAUAAACCAGAUGUAAAAAUUGAUUUUGAUUUUAGUUUACAUGCCCAUUAUCCUACAUUAAAACUGUGA